This is a messenger RNA of Sphenostylis stenocarpa, 2052 nucleotides long. NCBI's taxonomy places the organism in Eukaryota, Viridiplantae, Streptophyta, Magnoliopsida, Fabales, Fabaceae. The record is from the annotation of a GenBank genome assembly.
AUGAAUUACGUCAAAGCAUGUACGAGGAAAAACGGCACUUUGAAUUUUCAAAAACGACACUUUCAGGUCGAUGCUUCCAUCAUCAAAACAGGCUUCGAUCCCAACACGUGUCGGUUCAACUUCCAAGUGCAAACUCAUCUCCGACACGGGGAUUUGGGUGCAGCACGCAAACUGUUCGACGAAAUGCCUCGCAAGAACAUCAUCUCCACCAACACCAUGAUCAUGGGUUACAUAGACUCUGGCAACCUUUCCACUGCUAAGAGCUUGUUUGACAAUAUGGUUGAACGCUCGGUUGUUACCUGGACAAUGCUCAUCGGUGGCUACUCUCAGAACAAUAAGUUCCGCGAAGCUUUUGGUCUCUUUGCUAAUAUGUGUUGGCACGGCACAGUUCCGGAUCAUAUCACCUUGGCCACUCUCUUAUCUGGGUUCACUGAGUUUGAGAGUGUCAAUGAAGUUGCACAAGUGCAUGCCUAUGUUGUCAAAUUGGGGUAUGAUUCCACCCUCAUGGUUUGCAACUCGUUGCUUGAUUCUUACUGUAAGACGCGUAGCCUUGGUUUGGCUUGUCACCUCUUCAAGCAUAUGCCGGAGAAAGAUAAUGUCACUUUCAAUGCGUUGUUGACGGGGUACUCGAAAGAAGGCUUCAAUCAUGACGCCAUCAACCUGUUUUUCAAAAUGCAGAAUUUGGGGUUCAGACCCACGGAAUUUACUUUUGCUGCGAUUUUAACUGCAGGCGUACAUUUGGAUGAUAUAGAAUUUGGGCAACAAGUUCACAGUUUCAUGGUGAAGUGUAAUUUUGUGUGGAAUGUGUUUGCGGCUAAUUCUUUGCUUGAUUUCUAUUCGAAACAUGACCGUGUUGUUGAAGUGAGAAUGCUUUUUUAUGAGAUGCCAGUGGUGGAUGGUGUCUCUUACAAUGUGAUCAUCACGUGUUAUGCGUGGAAUGAAAGAGUGGAAGAAUCACUUGAACUUUUCAGGGAGUUACAGUUUACUAGAUUUGACCGGAGGCAAUUCCCAUUUGCUACCUUGUUGAGCAUUGCUGCAAAUGCUUUGAACCUGAAAAUGGGUAGGCAAAUCCAUUCCCAGGCUAUUGUAACAGAUGCCAUUUCAGAAGUUCUGGUUGGGAAUUCUUUGGUUGACAUGUAUGCUAAAUGUGACAAAUUUGGGGAAGCAAAUAGGAUUUUUGCUGAUCUGGCUCAUCAAAGUUCAGUUCCAUGGACAGCCCUGAUAUCGGGUUAUGUUCUAAAGGGGCUCCAUGAAGACAGCCUAAAGUUAUUUGUUGAGAUGCAAAGAGCCAAAAUUGGUGCUGACUCAGCCACUUACGCCAGCAUCUUAAGAGCCUGCGCAAAUCUAGCUUCACUGACACUGGGAAAACAGUUACAUUCGCAUGUAAUAAAAUCAGGAUGCAUUUCAAAUGUAUAUUCUGGGAGUGCACUGGUUGACAUGUAUGCAAAAUGUGGAUCCAUAAAGGAAGCACUUCAAAUGUUUCAAGAGAUGCCCGCGAGGAACUGUGUCUCCUGGAAUGCACUGAUUUCAGCUUAUGCCCAAAACGGAGACGGUGGCCAUGCUCUUAGAUCAUUUGAACAGAUGGUUCAUUCAGGUCUGCAACCAAGUUCUGUUAGCUUCCUCAGCGUUCUGUGUGCCUGCAGCCACUGUGGUCUAGUUGAAGACGGAUUACAAUACUUCAACACCAUGACUCAAGUCUAUAAACUUGUACCCAAAAGGGAGCAUUAUGCAUCAAUGGUUGAUAUGCUAUGUCGCGGUGGACGAUUUGACGAGGCUGAGAAAUUGAUGGCUCAGAUGCCAUUUGAACCGGAUGAGAUAAUGUGGUCAUCGAUUCUUAACUCAUGCAGGAUCCAUAAGAAUCAAGAGUUGGCAAAGAAAGCAGCCGACCAGCUAUUCAAUAUGAACAUCCUUAGAGAUGCUGCUCCAUAUGUUAGCAUAUCCAAUAUCUACGCAGCAGCUGGUGAAUGGGAGAAUGUGGGAAAGGUGAAGAAGGCCAUGAGAGAGCGAGGGGUUAGAAAGGACCCAGCAUACAGUUGGGUUGAAAUCAAAUAG